AUGGCUGAAGUGGAAAACCCAAUCUAUUCCGCCGCCAUCUACCUUCCUGUGCUCGCUUGUUUGGUUGUCUUGCUCGAUAUCCCUCCGCUGGUAUGGCACGUCCGCAACCGCAACCUUGGUGCCGCUGCCUUGGUCGGUUGGAUCAUCACCUACAACUUCAUCGCCUUCAUCAACGCUUUACUCUGGCCUCACAAUGAUCCGCGCUAUGGGUUCCACGGUUAUGUUGUCUGCGAUAUCGAGGUCUACGUCGUCGUUGCUGGCUGGACAGGCGUCUCCACUUCCCUGCUCUGCAUCAUGCGCAGCCUUGCCAAAGUCCUCGACACCAAGAACCAAGUUGUGACACCCCGUCGAGCCCAGCGCAUCCGCCAAUACCUCAUCGACGCUGCAACUUGCUGGGCUCUCCCCAUCAUCCAGCUUGGCAUGUUCGACGUGGUCAAGGUCUAUCGCUACUACAUCUAUGGGAUUAGCGGUUGCGUCCCAUCUCUCGAUACGAGCUGGGCCAGCGUUGCUCUGAUCUACUCUUGGCCGUUCGCCAUUGACCUCCUCUGUGCAUACUACGCUGUCCUCAUCAUGGUGCGCUUGCACCGCUAUCGCUCCGAGUUCUCGCGCCUCGUCCACUCACACAACACCACGCGUUCGCGCUUCCUGCGCCUCUUCAUUCUCUGCAUCCUAUUCCUUCUCGGCAUUCUCCCCGCCCAAACUAUCAUCCUAUGGCUCAACAUCCGCGCGCGAGCCUUGAGCUUCUCAUGGGCGCGUAACCACUUGCCCGAAAAUCGCUCCAAAAUUAUGCCCAUUAAGCCUUACGGUGCACUCCUCCCUGACCGCUGGACCAGCGUCGUCGGCGGCUUCCUCCUCUUCCUAUUCUUCGGCCUCGGCACCGACGCCACGAACAUGUACCGCUCGUGGGCCACCAAGCUGAAUCCCGCCCGCAUCUUCCGCCGCAACAACACACGACGUCGGACCGUCUUCUACACCACCACUGGCAGCAGCCCCGUCUCCCCUUCGGCCCACUCCAUGUUCAACUACAAGACGUACUUCAACUCCCGCCGCAGUAGCAGCAGCUCGGCCGGCAAAUCGCACGCCUCUAGGUCCCUCUGCAAGUCGCCGCUGAGUUUCUGGCGCGCGAGCAAUGCUGCCGGCGUCGCCACGUCCCCCACUACGGACUACAGCAGGGCCGGCAGCACCGCGCCCAUCCUGCCCCUUCACCAUCUCAACCUCCAUCGCAACCCGGAUGACGACAACAACGGCAACAAGGUGCGCACCCUGAGCAGCGCUUCCUCCGCGCCGACUAUCGACACUGCCAUCUCGACGACGCCGCUCAGCAAGACCAUCCGGAAAGCGAGCGCCGGCACGCUGGCUGAAUGUGACGACGAUGACGACGUUGCGUCAGUGAUCAGCUCGCCGAUGGAGGACGCUAAGGGAAGGGUAGAGGGCUUGGGGAUUAGGAUGGAUAUGGCGGGCCCGGGUACAGGAGCGUAG
Molecule: messenger RNA, 1479 nt
Organism: Lasiodiplodia theobromae
Lineage: Eukaryota; Fungi; Ascomycota; Dothideomycetes; Botryosphaeriales; Botryosphaeriaceae
Product: A-pheromone receptor
Exons: 2
Coding region: 1-1479 (492 amino acids)
Biological process (GO): G protein-coupled receptor signaling pathway
Cellular component (GO): membrane
Molecular function (GO): mating-type factor pheromone receptor activity
Source: RefSeq, a predicted model, not a curated record